Molecule: messenger RNA, 2303 nt
Organism: Equus quagga
Lineage: Eukaryota; Metazoa; Chordata; Mammalia; Perissodactyla; Equidae
Product: fatty acid desaturase 2-like protein FADS2B
Exons: 12
Coding region: 237-1772 (511 amino acids)
Biological process (GO): lipid metabolic process
Cellular component (GO): membrane
Molecular function (GO): oxidoreductase activity, acting on paired donors, with oxidation of a pair of donors resulting in the reduction of molecular oxygen to two molecules of water
Source: RefSeq, a predicted model, not a curated record
UGCUACUAAGAGAUCAGCCAGGAGGGAGAGAAGUGAAGAGAGACAGGUGGUCCAAUUGCCCAGGAGAAAAGGGGGCACAGCCUCCAUCACGGCAGAAAAGAUUCAGGACAGACAGAGAAGUUAGAGGCUGGGAAGUUGUUCACUCUCAGGUUUGUGAGGAGACAACUAAGCUAAAAAGUUUUCUGUGGAGGUAUAACAUGGCAAUGGAAUAAAAGGAGAGGAAAAGGGUCAUUUUAAUGUUCCAGUCAGAGGUGAGGAUUAGAAAUUUCAGGAGUCAACUCAGAAAGCCUUCAAUGGAGGUGAAGUUUGAAGAAAAAAAUGAGGGCAAUGAGAGCCUUGUAGGAAAUGGUCGGCCCUACCUGAGUCAGAAGCUGGGGAACUGGAAACCAGAGGCAAAUGAGAAAGCCGAGCCUUCUGUAAAGCAGGAGGCAAAUGGGAAGUGUUGUGACAUGCCCAGAAAAAUGCUCAACACCUACAGCUGGCAGGAGAUCCAGAGUCACAAACAGAAGGCAGAUCAGUGGCUGGUAAUCAAUCGCAAGGUCUAUGAUGUCACUGGCUGGGCCAACAGGCAUCCAGGUGGGUCCCGGAUCCUCAACCACUAUGCCGGGGAAGAUGCUACGGAUGUCUUCAGAGCCAUGCACCCGCAGCUUGACGUUGUGCAGUUGUACCUUAAGCCCCUGCUCAUCGGAGAGCUUGCCCCUGGAGAGCCCAGCCAGGAGAGAAACAAAAAUUCCCAGUUGGUGGAAGAUUUCCAAGAAUUGCGGAGGAAAUUAGAGGAUAUGAAUAUGUUCAACGCCAAUCUGGGGUUCUUUUUCCUUCACCUUGCCCAGAUCUUGAUUUUGGAAGCCCUGGCUUGGCUAAUGCUGUGGCAUUUUGGCAAUGGCUGGUGUAUUACAAUAUUCGCUUCCUUUCUUCUCACAAUUUCUCAGGCUCAGAGUGGAUUUUUACAGCAUGAUGCAGGACACCUAUCCAUAUUUAAAAAGUCCAAUUGGAACCGCCUGAUGCACAAAUUUCUGAUAUGUCAUCUCAAGGCCAUGUCGAGAAACUGGUGGAACAGUGGACACUGGCAGCAUCAUGUAAAAACGAACAUCUACCACAAAGACCCAGAUGUUAAUUUACUACCACUAUUUCUGGUUGGAGAUUUGCAACCUGUUGAGUGUGGCAAGAAGAAAAUUAAAUACAUCAAUUAUGAGAAGCAGCACCUGUACUUCUACAUGGUUCUUCCCUUCACCAUGCCUAUAUAUUCCCAGUUCCUAACCGUGCGGCAGAUAUUCCGCCAAAGGUGUUGGGAGGAUGUGGCCUGGAUCAGUACUUUUUACAUCCGCUUUUUCAUCACAUUUGGCCCUUUCUAUGGCAUCUUUGGAACCCUGUGCCUCAUCUAUUUGGUCAAGUCUCUUGAAAGUCCCUGGAUAAUAUAUGUCACCCAGAUGAGCCACCUGUCAAUGCAAAUGAGCAGAGAAGAGAAUCGGGACUGGGUCAGCACUCAGGUCUUGGCAAGCUGUAAUGUGGAACAGUCCUUUUUCAACGACUGGUUCACAGGGCACCUGAACUUCCAAAUCGAGCACCAUCUAUUCCCCACAAUGCCGCGCCAUAAUUAUCACAAGGUGGCACCUCUGGUGAGGUCACUGUGUGCCAAGCAUGGACUGCAAUAUGUGAACAAGCCCUUGUUGAAGGCGUUUGGAGAUAUUGUCAGGGCACUGAAGAAAUCUGGAGCCCUCUGGAAGGAUGCUUACUACAAAACAGGGAAACAUGAUGCAGAAUCUCAGACUUAAUAUGCACGCAAUUGCAUCUCUGAAGGGGGUUGGUGAAUGUGCAAGAGUUCUUUCCUCUUUAACUGUGAGCACCAUUGGCAUACCUGAGUGUGCCAGGAGUGUGAGUUCCAAGAACACAUGGUUACCUCCUUCCCCGAAGAUUUUCUCAGCAAAUAAGAAGCAGAGGAAACACAAAAUGGCUUUGGUCAGGGUGACAAAAGGGAGAUAGGAGGCAAUGUUUUCACUUUUUCAAAAGGAUCUUGAACUUAUUUCUACCAGUAUGCCUUAGUCAGAUUAUGUUGGUCACCCGGCAUGAAUUGAGGGACCAGGCAAAAGCUUUACUGAUGAAGAAGGUAUAGGCCAAAGUGGGCCAGAGCAGAGACCUCUAAUGGGGUACUUUGGAGAACAGUGCAACUGCGUUUAGAAGAGAGUCAUGUAUUCAAGAAGUUCCUACUGAAGCACAAAUUUUUGCUUAUUCCUGUUUCAAAUGUGUCAACUUCAUUUUCAUUCAAAAUUAACUAUAAUUAUCAUUAAAGCCUCUUAAUAUUUCAA